Carcharodon carcharias (great white shark) is the source of this 6213-nucleotide messenger RNA. RefSeq names its product microphthalmia-associated transcription factor-like. Gene Ontology annotation, biological process: regulation of transcription by RNA polymerase II. Bases 31 to 1683 code for a protein of 550 amino acids. The transcript has 10 exons. NCBI's taxonomy places the organism in Eukaryota, Metazoa, Chordata, Chondrichthyes, Lamniformes, Lamnidae. Gene Ontology annotation, cellular component: nucleus. The record is from RefSeq and is a predicted model, not a curated record. Gene Ontology annotation, molecular function: RNA polymerase II cis-regulatory region sequence-specific DNA binding; DNA-binding transcription factor activity, RNA polymerase II-specific; protein dimerization activity.
GCAGGAGGAGGUGGCGAAGCUCGGGCUCCGAUGCGGAGACAGCGUCUGUCACUCAGAGAAACUUUGUAUCUUGUUGACAUUUAUUCGUGUCGCCACCGCUCGGUUUUUUUGUAUUCCUUAAAAAAAAUCCCAAUUUUAUCUGUAGACCCUCUAUUGCUCCCUGUCUCUCGCUCUCUCUCUAUCUCCGGCCCCAUGCAGUCUGAGUCGGGAAUUGUUCCGGAUUUUGAAGUCGGAGAGGAAUUUCAUGAAGAAGCGAAAACGUUUUACGAGCUGAAGAGUCAACCACUGAGCCGCAGCAAUUCAUCAGAGCCGCAAGGAUCAGCUAAACCCCCAUUAACCUCCUCCAAUAUGACAUCACGAAUACUGCUACGACAGCAGCUCAUGCGCGAGCAAAUGCAGGAGCAAGAACGACGAGAACAGCAGCAGCAGCAGCAGGCAGCACAAUUCAUUCAGCAGCGAGUGCCAGUCAGCCAGACACAGGCCAUCAACGUCAGCGUCCCCACCAGCCUACCCACAAAUACCCAGGUGCCAAUGGAAGUCCUCAAGGUGCAAACCCACCUUGAAAAUCCAACCAAAUACCACAUUCAGCAAGCCCAAAGGCAGCAGGUAAAGCAGUAUCUGUCAACCACCUUGGGCAACAAGCUGACAAACCAAGCCUUAAGCAUGCCCUGUUCUAACCAACCAAGUGAUCAUGCCAUGCCUCCAGGAACUGGAAGCAGUGCACCUAACAGCCCAAUGGCCAUGCUAAACAUCAACUCAAACUGUGAAAAAGAGGUCUGGUUGCCAGAAAUGAAAAUGAUGGAUGAUGUCAUUGAUGACAUUAUUAGCUUGGAGUCAAGUUAUAAUGAUGAUAUCCUUGGACUGAUGGACCCAGGAAUUCCAAUGGCUAAUACGUUACCGGUGCCUGGUAACAUGUUGGAUGUCUACAACAAUCCAGGAAUGGCAGCUCCUGCCAUUACCAUCAGCAACUCCUGUCCAGCGAACCUGCCGAACAUUAAAAGGGAACUCACAGAAGCUGAAGCCAGAGCACUUGCCAAGGAAAGGCAGAAGAAGGACAAUCAUAAUUUGAUUGAAAGGAGGAGGAGGUUCAACAUUAACGAUCGUAUAAAGGAACUGGGUACAUUAAUUCCAAAGUCCAAUGACCCGGAUAUGCGCUGGAACAAAGGCACUAUUCUGAAGGCAUCUGUGGAUUAUAUUCGAAGGCUUCAAAAAGAGCAGCACAGAGCAAAAGACUUUGAGUCACGACAGAAGAAACUGGAGCAUGCCAACAGACACUUACUACUAAGGAUACAGGAACUUGAAAUGCAAGCCCGUGCACAUGGAUUGCCACUUGUUAACCCUUCUGGCCUCUGCUCACCUGACCUUACCGGACGGAACGUUAAACUAGAACCAGUAAAUGAUGAGUGCCACAGUGAUAGCUUGCAGCACCACUCAGACCUUCCUCGCACUACCACGCUGAAUCUUGCUGAUGGAACUCUCACCUUCAAUGAUAACCUUGGACAUGCUGGCACCUACAAUGCUCCCACAAAAAUGGGUUCUAAGCUAGAUGAUAUUCUGAUGGACGAUACUCUGUCCCCUGGGGAAGCUACUGACCCACUCCUAUCAUCUGUAUCACCUGGUGCUUCAAAGACAAGCAGUCGGCGAAGUAGUAUGAGCGUAGAAGAUAGUGAAAAUGGGUGUUAGCAAGAAAAAAGCCUUUUUUAAAUCUCCAUCUGAUACUUCAGUUUUCCUUAAAGUUCUCUUUGUGUUUUUUAUUUAGCUUAAAAAACCCUCUUUUGCAAUGGUAAACCUAUUUAUCAGUCCAAUAAAGAGUUUAAGUCGGCGGAAUAAAUAGAAAUAAAUGGAAGCAUUGGAAGAGCAGAGGCGUAUCUGUCUACAGAAAGACAGGAAACUGUUAAAUGACAGAUAGACAGAGCAGGCAAUGAUGACACUCAGAAGGUAGAAGACAAAGUAGCCCUUUGGGAAGGUAGAUGGUUGAUUUUAUUUUGAAGUCACUUAAGGCCUUUAAGUAAAUGUAGGAAAAAAAAUCAAUGUACCCUUUAAUUUGGGCAAAUAUUUUCUAUUGUCUGUUUCUUAACUUUUACAUAUAUUUUAAUUCAUUUUUACAGCUGGUUUCGAUUUUGCAUGACCUGUACGCAUUGAUUUGUUUUCAUGCUAGUCCUUUGACAUUUUUAUUUUUUAUUUCUGAGUAUUUAGUUGUAUGAAUGUGCAUUUACUGAAGGGUACUAGUAUUCAGUAGGACAAUACUUAAUAUUUCUUCAGUACGUUUUUAGUGAAGGGUUUGGUGCAUUGGCCACAGACACUUAAGGAAGCCAGGACAAGACAUUUUUAGUGAAAUGUCUGCAUAUUUUGUAUAUCUAAAUUCAAUCUUAUUUAGACAUGUUUUUAAAUUAACUUUGAAAAUAAGAGCAUUACUUGUUCAGAAAACAUGAUUGUAGUUAACUAUAUCUAAAGUGAUGCUUUAGUAGCUAACAUGAUGUGCUAUUUAUUUUAUUUUUAAACAGUAGGAGUGUAACUAUUAGAAGAAAAUGUGCCGUGUGUAGUUGGAACUCGACCUUUUAAUCCUCUAAUGAUACCUCUUCUGGUAGUAGAUCUACAUGUUGAGUCCUUUAGCAUUGCAGCAUGCUAAAAAAGAAAACAGCUUACUGCUUAUGAAAUUAUUACUUGAUAAUGUACAUGCUCUUGAUGAGGUUAUUCGGAUAAUCUUGCUGAUUGUUUGACGUCUGUCAAGGUAAUGGCCAGUUCAGGGUAUUUAUGAGCUGCGUUGCUCAUGGUGAGGGAAGCGGAGGAGAUAAACUGCAUUGCAUUGUGAGGCAAGGUGAGGGGGAGGACAAAAUUAAGAUGAGACGCACAGUUUUUUCUGUGAGUGAAAAUUAAUUUCUAAUUCACAAGCAAAUACGCCAAAAUAGAUGUAGAUAGUCUUAGUCUUGAGCAAGAUAAAUUGUGUGUUCUACAAUAAAUUCCUUUACAUCUCAUUCACAAUUUUGCAGUUGUAAAAUUUGUAGAACAUAAUAUAAUAUAUGGAAAUGUUUGGUGAGAAUGAUUAUUUACCGUUGUGUAUUGUGAUGUACUCCACUCACCCCUGCCACAGCAGAUUUAUAGUGAUGAUCAAGAAAGGACUAGCAUUCUGUCAGAGCAAAUCAAUCAACUGAUCAUCACAAUGAUUGGAAUAACCCUAUUUUAACUACAACAGUGUUGUAAGAGUAGAAAUAUGAUGCUACAUCAUCUACUUUGUUGUAGAUCUAUGCAAUUUCAGUAGAUGUAUUUGCAUUGAACUGUGCCUAGGUAAUUAUUUUACACUCAUACCAUUAGCUGUGUGAAAGGUGUGAAGAAGAGAAGAAUUUUUAAAUAGGUUUAAAUUUAUGAUGUACUGUAUGUGGCAGCGGAACAUGAUGAAUUCAGAAUGAAGUGCCUUAAAAUCGAUUGCUAAGUCUUUUGGAUAUGCACUGACUGAAGGGUGUAAUACGUGAGGGUUUGGCCUGUGUACAAGUAUAUAUGACUUUGCUUGCUGCCUGAAUUCAGAAUGUGAGCUUCCAAUUUCUUUGAUGAUAUGAUUCAAAGUUUUAUUGACAUUGUGCCACCCUUCUGUGUAACUAACCUCAAGAGACUGCUUUUACGUUUAAUCUGAAGGGAAUUGACUACACAGCCUAGUUCUGCCAAAAUCCUGGGAUAGGAGAAAAGUAUGCAAUACUACAUGUUAAGUUGAAAGCAAUAAUUCUUGUUAAACCUUUUCAAAACAGCAAGUGGAGAAAAAUAGGUGAAAUAAUGAAAGAUAAGCACAACAGCCAUGCACUUAUGGGGAUGCGAUUUGAAAUAAAAGAUGCACUUGAUAGUUUGGAGAAUGUUGGUUUAGCUGUUAACAAAUUAUAAAACCUGUGUUUCUUGAAAAGUAGCUUAAAAUACUGCCUUUUAAUGAACUAAUUGAUACUGUAAUGUGAUAUUCAUUUGCUGCCAGAUGCAGCAUGAUUUGUGUAUGAUCCACUGGAAUGUAAAUCACAGACUAUAAUUUCUGUUCUGUUUUAACCCUGGCCUCACUAUAAUAGAAGAUGCACAAUUAUUGGCUGUAGUUUGUCUUUUAUACUACAAGGGAACCUGACCAUUUAACCAAUGAAUACCAUUGGAGUGGCCAGCAUUUUAUGUGAUUAAUAAUCACGCACCAUAAAUUGAAAAUUAUUGUGGUUGUUGGAGGCCAAUCAUGUCAGCCCCAGGAUAUCACUGCAGGCAAGUUCUUCAGGGUAUUGUCUUAGGUCCAACCAUCUUCAGCUACUUCAUCGCUGAUUUGCCCUCCAUCAUAAGGUUAGAGUGGAGAUGUUCACUGAUGAUUGCACAGUGUUCCGUUCCAUUAGAAACUCCUUAGACACUGAAGCAGUCCCUGCCCACAUGCAUCAAGAACUGGACAACAUACAGGAUUGGGCUGAUAACUUGUAAGUAGCAUUUGCAUCACACAAAUGCAAGGCAAUGAACAUCUCCAACAAGAGGGAAUCUCAUCAUCUCCUUAUGACAUGCAACAGCAUAGCCAUCACUGAAUCCCUCAUCAGUUAGAAUCAAAAUCCUGAGGGUUACAAGUGACAAGAAACUUUGGACUAACCGUAUAAAUAUUGCGGCUACAAGAGAAGGUCAGAGGUUAGGAAUUCUACAGUGGGUAACUCACUCCCUGACUCCCCAAAGCCUGUCCACCAUCUACAAGACACAAGUCAGGAGUGUGAUGGAAUACUUUCCACUUCCCUGGACUGGGAAGCUUGAUGCAAUCCAGGACAUAGCAGCCCACUUGACUGGCACCCCAUCCACCACCUCAAACAUUCACUCCUCACAAUCAGUACACCAAGGCAGCAGUGUGUACCAUUGACAAGAUGCACUGCAACAACUUACCAAGACUCCUUCAACAAAUGCUCCUCCUUCCAAACCCAGGACCUUGAGCACCAGAAGAACAAGACAGCAGGAACAUGGAAACAACAUCACCUGCAAAUUCCCCUCCAAGUCACACAACAUCCUAACUUGGAAAUAUAUUUCCAUUCCUUCACUAUUACUGGGGCAAAAUCCUGGAACUCCAUCCUUAACAGCACCAUGGGUGUACUUACACCACAUGGAGUUGGGUGGUUCAAGAAGUUGGCUCACCAACACACUCGCGAGGGUAAGUAGGGUAGGGCAAUAAAUGCUGGCCUUACCAGCUACCUGCAUAUCCCAUGAACAAUUUUUUUUUUUUUAAAGUUACACCACCUGAUAAUUAUGUAUCUUCUGUAUAUUUUGGCUCAUUUUCAUAUUUAUGCCACAAUUAUUGUGCCAUGAAAAGGACCCUGUGAAUCUUUAAAUAAUAUGCAUUCAAUAUAACUAUACACUGGCUAUCCUACAACCUAGUAAUACAUAGAGAAAUGCAAAAUGUGAUACCCAGGUUUACCUGGGGCCUAAGCCACAGCAACAGAAACUGUCUGACUCCAUUACUCAAUGUUUCUGGCUAUUUGUAUUGGUUUACCUCACUUAAAAUCAUUACUAAACUAAAAUAAACCAACACUUUCCCAAAAAAAUGGUCUGAGGUGCUGUAAUUUGCCUAUACUUUUGUGUCAUGGAGAAAGUAAAGUGUGUUUGUGAAAAAUGCAACCCUUUAUGUUAUACAGCUUUGUUGCGUGUGGGUUAGGAAAUCAAAUCUCUUGAGUACUGUUUUCCUGGGAUUCCUCCACAGCAUCAGAAGCCAGUGCUAUAGUAUAAAUGAUGACUAUUGUGUACUUAUUGGUGUAUUCCUAUCCAGAAUAUCUCUUUCUACAUUGUGAUUUCCAUCCGCAAUUAACACUCAAGUCUAAAAAAUAUUAAAUAUUGUGUUAGUUUCAAAUUGCACAAAAUAGGGUAAAAAGCACAGUAAAUAAAAAAAGGUGUGAGUUGCCACUUAUGAAGAUAAGUUCGAAAGGCUUCUUUAUAGCUUCAGCACCUCUACAUAGAUUCCAGGUUCAGAGACUAUUCUCUGAGGUUCUUCUGUUACAUAAAUUAUAAGCAACAAUAUUGUGACAACAUUUAAUGAACCUGAAACUGCAGCUUCUGAUUGUUACUUUUGUAAAUAUAUUUGUAAGUACACUUGAUGGAAUAGUACCUGUGGUUAGUUUUUAAGUUUCAAAAUUUUUACUUUUUGCCAAAAAAAUUUUACAUUAUUAUUGUAUAGAAUUGGUUAAUAACAUAGUUACCAACACAUUUAAAUAAAGGGCAUCAAAAGAUUGCCUUUCUCUU